AUUGCCCCAGUAGCCCUGGAUACGUUGCAGAGUUACAGUGAGGCUGAGCAGGGUCUCACGUUGUCCCCAAGCUGCCACUCCCCAUGAACUUGUGGGCAGAUUUGCAUGUGUCCUCCCCACCGCUUGCGCAGCUGAAGCCGCUGCUGCCUCGAGUUGGGGAUGGAGAGAUGGGGCAACUGUGUGGCCGACGACGGUGUCCCUUCAUCCCCAGGCUGCUGGCUCUGCUACUUGUCGCCACAGGCACUGCAGCUGUCCAGAUCGAGCCAGUGAGCGGUGUGCUGGGGCACUCGGUGCAGCUCCCUCUGCAGCUGCAGCCUGGCAGCAGUGUGAAGAGGAUCAUCUGGAGCUUCAGAGCCAAUGCCAGCAAGAAAAUAGAAGUGGCUGAGUACAACCUGGAGACGUCCAAGCGUUUCAAAUACAAUAGGCAGCGGCUGGAGUUGUUCAAUGAGACAACACUGCAGAUCAGUGCCCUGGAGCAGAGUGACAGUGGGGUCUAUGAUGCACACAUCACGUAUCAGUCAAACGAGAUGGAUGAAAGCUCCUUCAACCUCACUGUCUAUGAGCCUGUGCCAGUGCCCCUGAUCCAGCAUGAGAUGCUGUCCUACACUGCCCAGAACUGCAGCAUCAUCCUGCGGUGCUUGGUGCCGGCUGGAAGUGGUGCUCAGACCACCUGGCAGCAUGAAAACACCUCCAGUGCAACUUGGCUACAGAGUUACAACAGUCAUAUGUUGCACCUGACCAUUCCUGCCAGCACCCUGAAUGUCAUCUACACCUGUGUGGCCUGGAACCCGGCACAGAAGCGGAGCAAGUCCGUGGACCUGGCAGAACUGUGUGCACAAGAGGCACACAGGUGGAGGUGGCCCAUCUACCUGGCAGUGCUGGUGGGCGUUGUGGGAGCCUUGAGCAUCGCGCUGUACCUGCUGAAGAGGAGGAGAAAGGCUGACAGAGCUGCCGCCUGCCCCAAGGAGCUGCUGUACUCCCAGGUGCAAAGGAGAGAUGUGGAGGACAGGGAUGAGCAGGGUCCCAGCAGAACCAUCUACAGUGAGGUGGGGAGCACUGGGGAUGGCACAGCGUGGCCACAAGCCUGAGCGACGAUGGACGGACGGACGGAUGGACAGCCGGACAGCCUGCCCCCAUCUUGCUUUAUUUCCCCGUGUUCUUUCCCCUUCCUCCCCAUAGAACACGGGCCUGGUGGUGCUCCACGCGGCCCCGGGCUGUGCACGGCCCCAAUAAAGGCAGA
Messenger RNA from Lagopus leucura (white-tailed ptarmigan), 1240 nucleotides. RefSeq names its product T-lymphocyte surface antigen Ly-9-like. The record is from RefSeq and is a predicted model, not a curated record. The coding region runs from base 84 to 1088 and encodes 334 amino acids. NCBI's taxonomy places the organism in Eukaryota, Metazoa, Chordata, Aves, Galliformes, Phasianidae. The transcript has 6 exons.